Nicotiana attenuata is the source of this 2381-nucleotide messenger RNA. Its product is annotated as kelch-like protein 3. Gene Ontology annotation, molecular function: protein binding. The transcript has 11 exons. Gene Ontology annotation, biological process: response to endoplasmic reticulum stress. The record is from RefSeq and is a predicted model, not a curated record. NCBI's taxonomy places the organism in Eukaryota, Viridiplantae, Streptophyta, Magnoliopsida, Solanales, Solanaceae. Bases 129 to 2099 code for a protein of 656 amino acids.
AAAGUAGAGUAUUGUUGGAUGCCAUCAACUUUAAUGCGAAAUACUCCGUAAGAGGGCAGUUUCGCGCAUGCGUUUACGCUUUCUUACGCUCGAAAGCUCUCCAUUUGGAUAGGAGAACACAGCCAAUCAUGGUAAAUGCUUCUGCAGUUGCAUCAAACCAGGCAAACAAUGCUAGAGGCUUUAGAAACUUGAGUAGAAGUCAGCUUGGAGGCGUUAUAUUUGGUUGCAAGAAUAACACGAUGAGAGAGUGUCUCUCGAAACAACUAUUUGGUUUGCCUGUUCAACAUUUUUCAUAUGUGAAGAAUAUAGAUCCAGGCUUGCCAUUAUUUUUGUUCAACUUCAGUGAUAGAAAGCUUUACGGCGUCUAUGAGGCUGCAGGCUCUGGUCAAAUGUAUAUCGAUCAAUAUGCUUGGACGUCAGAUGGUUCUUUUAAAACUCAAUUUCCUGCGCAGGUUCAAAUAUGUGUACGCCUGCAAUGUCAACCGCUGCUAGAAAGUCAGUUUAAGCCAUUAAUUAUGGAUAACUAUUUUAGUCAGAACCAUUUCUGGUAUGAAUUAGAUCAUGUUCAAACUGGUAAAUUGAUUUCCAAGCUGUCGUCUCUUGCAUAUACUCCAAGUAGUAGCCCAUCACAAAACUCAGCAAAACAGAGAAGUAUAAUCCUAGGUUUACCUGCAAAUGACAAAAGAGAGGAAAAUGAGUGUUUUAAGUCACAGGACUUGGAAGAUAUUUUUGCCUACACAUCUGGUUUGAAUGGGAAAUUGGGGGCUAGAGACACUUCUCUACAUUCAAAUGGUAUCCAGCAGCCAGAUGAUCAGGCAGAAUUGGGUGAGAAGGAUCUUAUAUACAUAAAACUUAAAGAAUUGGCCCUUCAGCGGGAAUUCUCAGGUGGCAUUACAAAUGGGCCUUCAGAGGAAACCACCAAUGCUUUCGUUCCUCCGUCUAUAAAUGACGCAAUCAUUGGGCAAGAAACUUUGCAGGAAGAGCAGAAUGUAGACUGCUCCUAUGACUCAACUGGUUAUCCAUCUGUUAUAGCUCAGCUUCUUCAAGGAAUAGAAGAACUGAAAGCUUUUAAGGAAGAGCACAUUCAUAAGGUGGAUAAUUUGGAGCGGAAGCUGGCUUAUGCAGAACAAGAGAUUACUCAGUUAAAAUAUAAAUGUAUGAUGCUGGAAUCCUCAAAUACUGUUUGUGCACGUGCUGAUGAAAUAAUGAUUGACUGCAAUGAUGAUGUACACAUGAAGCAUGAGUCCAUUUUCCUUACUGGAGGAUAUGAUGGUGUAUCAUGGUUAUCAGCUUUGGACUCGUAUAUGCCUUCACUUGAUGUGUUGAAGUCACUUAAACCAAUGAAUUCAGUUCGUGCAUAUGCGUCAGUUGCAAAGCUGAGUGGAGAACUUUAUGUAUUUGGUGGUGGAACUGGAAGCUUGUGGUACGACACAGUUGAAUCAUAUAACCCAGUUGAUAAUAAGUGGACUCAGUGCCCUUCUCUGAAAGAGAAAAAGGGUAGCUUAGCUGGUGCUGCUUUGAAGGACAAAAUAUUUGUGCUUGGUGGUGGAAAUGGGAUUGAGUGCUUUUCAGAGGUUGAAAUGUAUGAUCCUGAAGUAGGACGAUGGAUGAAUACACAAUCCAUGUUGCAGAAGAGAUUUGCUCUUGCUGCAGCAGAAAGCAAUGGUGCAUUAUAUGCUGUUGGUGGAUAUGAUGGAAGCAAUUACCUGGCGACUGCUGAAAGAUUUGAUCCCAGAGAACAUUCCUGGACAAAAAUUGCAAGUAUGAACACAAAGAGAGGAUGCCAUGCGUUGGUUGCCUUGAGUGGAAAGUUAUAUGCAGUUGGUGGUUAUGAUGGAUCUACAAUGGUGCCAAGCAUUGAGAUAUAUGACCCCCGUCUGGAGACAUGGAUGAUUGGAGAGCCAAUGAACCAUUCAAGGGGGUAUUCAGCUGCUGCUGUUCUAAAGGAAUCCAUCUAUGUAAUUGGAGGGGUUCAAUCCAAUGAGGAGAUAGUAGAUGUGAUUGAAUGUUAUAAGGAGGGUAAAGGUUGGCAAACACCUAACUUGAGGGCUAUCGGGAAAAGGUGUUUUUCCUCAGCUAUAGUUUUAGACGAAUGCUGAACUCUGCUUCCGAUAUAAAGCUGAUAUGGAGCAAUAGGUAAUUUCUUCUUAGAAACUUAGGCGUCCUUUGUCCAACAAUAUUUUAUAUCCAUCAUUUUGAAUUUGUGGAUAAGAUUAGUAUAUGUACCUUUGCAGUUGUGUAUGAGGUUAAUACUUUUAGUUGAGGAUUGAAGGGAUUUUCUGAACUUUUGAAAGUAGUAAAGUGGUUACUCUUGGAAAGAAAACAGAAAGUAUUACAUCUUGUAGAAUCGAGUUCAAUUUAGAUAGUAUUGCUUAUUAUUA